AUCAUAAAAAUAAAAACGUCAACAAAGUUAAUUAACCUAAAUUAAAAUUUAUCCGGCCCUGAAAAAUAUAGUUUAAAAAAUAAAUAUUUGGAAAAUUAAAAAUUUAAAGGGGGCAAUAAACUACAAAUUAAACAAUUAAAGGACCAUAACGGAAAGUUUCAAGUGUAAAUAUAGUUGUUGCGUAGUUUAGUGUUGUGGAAGUCGCCUUAUCACUUAUCAGUUGUUCCAGUACUAUUGUAUUACUCAUCCAAAACCAAAAUGCCUUCGAAAAAAAUCGAAAAAAUUGACGAAAAUGUUUUGGCUCAAAGAUUGGCAACAUUUAACCCAGAACCUUUAGUUAAACUUGCAAAUACUGCCAAGGACAAAGACGAAAUCGAAAUUUCAGCAAUAAUUGAAGAUGAAAACACCAUUGACUUGGCCAAAACUAAUUUUUUAAAUGUACUAAACAAUGAGGACAUCAAGAAAGUAUGCGAAGGAACUAUUAGGAAAUACGGUGUUGGAACUUGCGGUCCAAGAGCAUUUUACGGUACAACUGAUGUUCAUUUAGAACUGGAAGAACGCAUAGCCCAAUUUCUAGGAAUGCAAGAAUCCAUCGUUUACUCUUAUGGCUUUUGUGCCAUAUCCAGUUCGAUUGCUGCCUAUUGCAAAAAAAGCGAUGUCGUAUUUACUGACACUAAUUGCAAUGGUGCUAUCGAACAAGGCCUUCUGAUGGCUAAAUGCAAAGUGGUGCAUUUUGAUCAUCAAAACCCAGAAUCUUUCAAGAGAGCAGUCGAAAAUAUUGUCCAAAAUGAAAAGGAAAGUAAAAGAAGAGCCAGGAAAUUUUUAGUUGUCGAAGGUGUCUCCUGGAAAACAGGCAAAAUUCUGCCAUUGGAAGAAUUUUUAAAAGUUGCAGAAGAUAAUAAAAUAAGAGUCUUCUUAGAAGAAUCAUAUUCAUUUGGUGUUCUUGGAGACAAAGGCCAAGGACUGAUGGAACAUUUCAACAUAGAUCCUUGGAGAUUGGACAUGAUUAUUGCCACAUUGGAGACCGCAAUUGGUUCUAUUGGGGGAUUUUGUGCAGGUUCUCACAUGACAAUAGAGCACCAACGCCUUUCAGGAAGUGGCUAUAUCUUCUCUGCUUCUUUGCCCACUUUCCUGGUACAAGCCGGAAUUGAUUCUUUAAACCUUAUCGACUCCACAAAACCUCAUCAUAAUUUAAGAAAACUCUCAUUAAAUUUCCAUGACAUGCUUACUGAUUUGGGUUAUCAGGUACAAAGCGACCCUUUGUGUCCUUUCAAGGUUUUUAAUCGUAAAAAUUGUCAAAACAAGAAAAUUCAUGAAUAUUGUAAGGCUAGAGGGUUACAUUUCAUUUGGAGGGAUGAUGAUGAUUGUUUUGUUAUCAAUCUAAAUGUUGAUUUGUUGAAUAAUGAAAGGAAAUAUAAGAAAAUUGAAGAGGUUUUGAGAGAGGCUAUUGAUAGUGUAUCUAAUUAAUUAAUGUUAACUAUUUUUAUAAUACAUAUAACUAGUACCUUAUGUAUACAUAUUAGAAAAGCAUCAUGUACCUAUACUUUACUUAUUGAAAAUAAAGGACAGUUUCUUCAUCAAAUGUUGAAUUUACCAAAGAUGAUUUUAUUUUCUGAAUUUUUAUUCAAAUUUCCCAGAGAAAUCAAAAUAACAGAGAUGAAAAAACUUAUCCUUAAAAUAAGAGCAAAAAUUGAUUUUAUUUUAUUGGUACAACCUCUAGUAAAUAUCAAUACAUUUUGUUGACCAUGACCAGGAAUCGUCUACAAAAUUAAUUGGUGAAUUUACAUUCAAUUUUCUAUUUUUGCGACAACAGACUGUUCGCGUCAGGUAAACAGAUGGUCCAUUAUUUAGAGGUGUUAAGAUUAAGAAAAUCGUGUUGUAAAAUUUAUAGGUGUUUGUUUUAUGGAGGUGUCAGAAAAUAAUAUUUAAAUAAAAAAGUUAGAAGUAGACAAGAAUAAUUCUUACCUGAAGAUAUCCUUGAUCACAACAAUAGCCUCCUGCACCACAUAAUUAACUUUGGUCUGGAUCAGAUCUAACAAAGUUGAUACACAACGCUCUGCAGAUGGUUCCACUUUAAUGGCACACCUUCCAAUGGCUCUCACGGCUUUUCUUACAAAAUCAACAUCAACUUCUGUAGCAUAUUCCUUCAACUCACUUAAAACUUGGGCGAUAUUAGCUUGAGAAGCUAGACGAAUCAUUAUAUCAAGUUUUUCCAGUUUUACGUAGAUGGGAUCAUUGUAUUUCACAAAGAAUACCUACAAGAAAUGAUAUUUUAUAUAAGAUU
Ceutorhynchus assimilis (cabbage seed weevil) is the source of this 2284-nucleotide messenger RNA. The record is from the annotation of a GenBank genome assembly. NCBI's taxonomy places the organism in Eukaryota, Metazoa, Arthropoda, Insecta, Coleoptera, Curculionidae.